AUGGUUGACGACCAACAGACGCCAGAUGGGGGGUCGCCGACACAGCCUGCGUCACUGAGCACUCGCGAGAGGAAUCUGGACAAGAUAGUAGCUCAAAAUGACGACAUUAGCAAGCGACUCAUGGACGUCUUGGGCAGAAUAGAAUCUAUUGAAAAAGCGUUGGAGACUCAGACUGGUAAAGGCGGUACUAUAUUUGCGAAGUUAGAUCACCACGGGAAAACAGUCGACGCAAUAGGCACCGCCAUGAACCACCUGUCAGCAAAGUAUGAUGAAGUUCUGCGAAGAUUAGACACACAAAGCGCUACAAUAACAGAACUAACAAAGAGGACGGGCGAACUAGAAGCAAGGGUGGCGGAGCAGGAUGUUCAAAUUCGAGACCUGAAAACAGCAGUAGAUAACGCAGAACAGUACUCCAGGCGGAAAAACGUAGAGAUCCAUGGAAUCGUACAGCAACCCAACGAGAAUGUAUUAGGCGUUCUCAAAUACCUAGUUGCCAAACUCGACCUUCCGCAACCAGGCACAGAGGACAUUGAGGCUGCCCACCGACUUAGGUCGAGGGAAAGGAAAAUACCACCGGUUCUUAUCGGGUUUGCGGAAAGAAAAACGAGGGACCUGUGGAUGACGAAGCGAGUGACACUAAGAAAUGAAAAUAUUUACAUUAACGAUAAUUUAACCAAAACACUGAAAGGUCUACUUUGGCAAACUAGGGAAUGUGCAAGAGCAAAGGCGUACAAGUUUGUGUGGAUGAGAAAUGGCAAGAUUUUCGUA
Ixodes scapularis (black-legged tick) is the source of this 768-nucleotide messenger RNA. RefSeq lists its product as uncharacterized. The transcript has a single exon. The annotation marks the transcript as partial. Lineage: Eukaryota; Metazoa; Arthropoda; Arachnida; Ixodida; Ixodidae. The record is from RefSeq and is a predicted model, not a curated record.